Molecule: messenger RNA, 1024 nt
Organism: Eurypyga helias (sunbittern)
Lineage: Eukaryota; Metazoa; Chordata; Aves; Eurypygiformes; Eurypygidae
Gene: ENPP4
Product: ectonucleotide pyrophosphatase/phosphodiesterase 4 (putative)
Exons: 2
Source: RefSeq, a predicted model, not a curated record
ACCUGCUGGAAAUACUGUGAAGUAUCAACAAUGAACUCGAUGUUAAUGUUAUUUUUUUCUGGAAUAGUUGCCUGUUGUGCUCACUCCACUGGUGGUUCAGUAUCCAGGUUGCUCCUCAUGUCCUUUGAUGGCUUUAGGGCCGAUUACUUGGAAACCUAUAAGCUUCCUCAUCUUCAGGAGUUCAUCGAGGGCGGUGUGCUUGUAAAGCAGGUCACGAACGCUUUUAUCACCAAGACUUUCCCAAACCAUUAUACCAUAGUGACAGGUUUAUAUGAAGAAAGCCAUGGCAUCGUGGCUAACGACAUGUACGAUGCAGAUGCCAAGAAGAAGUUUUCACAGUUCAACGACUCUGAUCCCUUUUGGUGGAAUGAGGCAGUUCCGAUUUGGGUAACAAAUCAACAGCAAGGAAACAGAGCAAGUGCUGCUGCAAUGUGGCCCGGUACCGAUGUAAAAAUUAACAAUACAACCCCACAGUUCUUCAUGAAGUAUAACUUUUCAGUAACGUUUGAGGAGAGAGUGGAGAAGAUUGUUGCGUGGCUGAACAGCUCGACUCCGGUAGUCAGUUUUGCUACGUUAUACUGGGAAGAACCAGAUGCAAGCGGGCACAAGUACGGACCAGAUGACACUGAGAACAUGCGCAAAGUGUUAGAAGAAGUGGAUAAACAUAUUGGUUUCCUUACUAAUAAACUGAAGUCAGUGGGUUUGUGGGACACUAUUAAUAUCAUAAUAACAAGCGAUCACGGAAUGGCCUCCUGUUCUGCGCAGAAGCUGAUUAACCUGGACGACUGCAUUGGCCGCAGUGACUACACUCUGAUAGACAAGAGUCCAGUUGCUGCAGUGCUGCCAAGGCAGAACAAGAGAGAUGUGUAUAACCUACUGAAAAAAUGCAGCAGUCGCAUGAAAGUCUAUCUGAAAGAAGAAAUUCCAGACAGAUUUCACUAUCGUCAUAAUAAGAGAAUUCAACCCAUAAUUCUGGUGGCGGAUGAAGGCUGGACAAUCGUGCAAAACGAAUCACUUUCAAAGC